Molecule: messenger RNA, 334 nt
Organism: Camelina sativa (false flax)
Lineage: Eukaryota; Viridiplantae; Streptophyta; Magnoliopsida; Brassicales; Brassicaceae
Source: RefSeq, a predicted model, not a curated record
UUUCAGGGUUCGGCUACUAUCAGGGUUUCUGUGCCAAAAAGGGAUGAUGAGUCCAAAGUCAUUGAGAUCUCAGUGCAGUCGUUAUCCGAAAACGUGGGGAGUUUGAAGGUGAAAAUAGCUGGGGAGAUAGAUAUUCCUGCAAACAAACAGAAGUUAAGUGGAAAAGCUGGGUUCUUAAAAGACAACAUGUCGCUUGCACAUUACAAUGUCGGAGCAGGAGAACUCCUAACAUUGUCUGCGAGGGAUCGUGGUGGGAGAAAGAGAUAGAGACCGUUUGGUUGAUACAGGGAAAUGCUUUUUAAUCUCUUAAUUCUUGUUCUUUAAUAGAUGUUUU